AUGAAAAUCACCACGCUGUGCCUUGUUUCGAGUGCCGUCGGCGGGUUCGCACGGGGGCUGGACGUGACCAUGCCGGUGCGGGAGAAGAUGGGGGUGGAGGUGGAGGUGGAGGUGGAUGUGGCGCGGCCGCCGGAGACCACCACCACCACCCACGGCAGAGGUACGUUCGGGCGGGCGCAACCAGACCCGGACCGUAGCACCGCCGACGGACGGCGCAAGGUCUUCCCUCCGCACACCGAGCACGUCUGCGGCGCGUUCCCCGGCGGGGCCGACAAGUGGUGGAGCGUGCUGGACGCGGCCAUCUGGCGCAUCAACGCGGUGGCGAGGCGCAACAAGCAGCAGCAGCAACAGCAGCAGCAGCAGCAGCAGCAGGGGCGGCCCUCGCUCGGCGCCGGGCCAAGGGUGUGCGAGCGGGUGAGCUGCUCCGAGGGCACGGGCGUGUGGUGGUGCAACGACGAGGACAAGCCAAAGACGCUGUCGAGCUGGAUGGACAUUGCCGAGGCGCUGCAGAUGGCCAAGAAGAAGCGCUGGUGCGUCGAGGAGCGGUCGGUGCAGGUGUUUCAUCCGGACCACUGGAACGUCAUCUUUGCGGGAGGGGUCAAGUGUUGACCAUGAGGAAUCGCUCGAGUUUUGUUUCAAUGGCGGUGCCCUUGCCUCGAGGCCGGCCCGCCGUGCUUGUUAUCAGUCGAGUGGGUGGGAUUUGCUAGGACUUUGGCCCCCCGACGACAUACAGUACGUGUAGGUAAUACGAAAUAACUACAAGUCCUACGAGAGGAGGUAGAGGUGCAAAAAAACAUGGGGGGCUAGCCAUCGCC
Purpureocillium takamizusanense is the source of this 815-nucleotide messenger RNA. RefSeq lists its product as uncharacterized. The transcript is spliced from 3 exons. NCBI's taxonomy places the organism in Eukaryota, Fungi, Ascomycota, Sordariomycetes, Hypocreales, Ophiocordycipitaceae. The record is from RefSeq and is a predicted model, not a curated record. The coding region runs from base 1 to 609 and encodes 202 amino acids.